AUGGAAGGGACGAAGCAGUCCUUGGGCACGCUGAGUGUGUUUCCACGUGAGAUUCGCGACAAGAUCUACAGCUAUGCGGUACCUACAAGCGUCUACAACAAAAUAGUGACCUCAAACAGACAUUCUAUGCAGCGCUAUACUGACUCAACUGGAGUAUCCUCUGCACAAUUCGGUUUUAUGCAAGUCUCAAAGGUAUUUCACGAGGAAAUAUCUCUUCAGUAUCUCCUCCGGACGAAGUUUCAUAUCCUGAUGCCCAGUUCUCUCCGGAAUUGGACUACCCUAAUACAUGGUUUCCCUCCGUCCGUGGCGCUUGCUCAAAUGAAGCAGAUAAACGUGCAGAUCGGGGCAGGAACACUCUUCACCAUAAAAACCCAGACUUCCGGCAUACCAUAUAUCUCCCUGUCAAAGCUUGUCCUCAAAACGCUCCACCAACUUUCCAUACCAUCCAUGGAUGUACAGGAUCUUCAACUCAUUUUUCGAGGUUGGAGUCAGGUCCACGACUUUAUUGACGAGGAGCGAAUCGAGCGAUAUCACGAAACGUUCGAAGAUAUUACAAGCGCUAUCAGCAGUCUGACGCUUCUGAAAGAAAUACAAAUCUAUUUGGAGGUUCAAAGUGAUGAAAAAGAUGAAUUCGGCUAUGUAUUCUACGAUUACGACGGCUACUCAGACCAACCUGGAUACCACGGUCGGGGAGAGAUUACAGACCCCGAUGAGUGUGUGAAGGUGUUGAAGAACUUCCAAAGUGCGGUACCACUUAUGAUCCACGUACUCUGGACAGAGUCACGCAAAGUCCACGUGAUCGGACCAUAUGAUGCUUUCCAAGUCCAAUGUCUCUUUGUUUCCAAGGCCUUUUAUGAGGAGGCUUCGAUUCUAUUCUACCAUAAGUGCACGUUCAACGUCCAAAUCAUACCAGAUUCGCCAUUAAGACAGUACGUUAAACUACAAACGCGGGCUUCAGACGACACUAGUACAUCAGAACCGUUAUGGGGCAGAAUUCAAAACAUCAAGCUCGAAAUUGACCCCCAUCGAUUUUACGAUUACGACACAAAACUCAAACACAUUCGUCCUGGGCCUGCUGCAUCUCUAGCUAUUGGCCUUCUUUCCGAGUUACGCAGCAAGCGAAUCAAUAGCAUUGUGAUCGAUAUCAGAGACACUAUAAUGGAUAUCCCCGAAAUCCUCACUAGUGGAAUACUGGCACGGUUCCUCGAUUGUUUUGGACUUUUGCAAGGCUACAAAAAGGCUAUCCCUGAACAGCUUUACAAUCUGUGGGCCAGAACUACAAAUUGGAGCAAAGUCCCAUUUAUUGAGCUUGCACCUGAUUAUACUCCUCAACUUGGCUUCAUGACCGUCUCUAAAGCCAUGAACGCGGACAUGUCACGUAUUAUGUUUGCUCAUACGACCUUCCACCUCCUAUUUCACAGCAACAUUCAAUACGUUUUAACGGUUCCUUGCCCGAUGCCAAUUGGCGCGCACCUUCUUCAGAUGAAACAUGUGGAUCUUCACGUGGAUGCUGGCCUCCUGUUCGGGCUGGAAGACAUCGACAUCACGACGGACCCAAAACCAGAGAUGACAGUAAUAGUGAUGCAAACUCUCUCCAAGCUUGGUAGUUGUCAAGCUGGGAUCGAGCUGAAGCUAUCUCUUCGGAGAUGGCGUCGUGACACCCUACGUAUGCUUUUCCGCAACAGAAAUACCGCCAAACGCGACGCAUUCAUGGCCAUUAUCCUGCAAACUAUUCAAGACUUUAGUAGAUUUAAACGCGUCACUAUUAGUUGCAACAUCGAUGAUGCAGAUAUAGAUGAUAGUGAUCCACAAAAACUCCUGAGAGACUGUACUGUCGCUAUGAGUCAAUUCAGAAGGAUUCUUCUUCCAGAUCUCGGACCAAGUGAGAAACAUUACCAAUUUCUCCAACAUAACAUAAUCGCCGUCUACUGCGUAUUCAAUCCGCACCAUGCUCAGGCGAUGCAGACCGUAUCUACAAGCAGAUCAUCUAUAGCAGCGGCGGACACCGCCAUUUCAACGGCGAAAGAGAAUUCGAAGUCGAGAUCGAAGGGAUAUUGUGACUGGGAAGAUAUUUGA
Molecule: messenger RNA, 2076 nt
Organism: Bacidia gigantensis
Lineage: Eukaryota; Fungi; Ascomycota; Lecanoromycetes; Lecanorales; Ramalinaceae
Exons: 4
Coding region: 1-2076 (691 amino acids)
Source: RefSeq, a predicted model, not a curated record